Messenger RNA from Mugil cephalus (flathead mullet), 1769 nucleotides. Its product is annotated as claudin-9-like. The transcript is spliced from 2 exons. The coding region runs from base 347 to 1018 and encodes 223 amino acids. Gene Ontology annotation, biological process: cell adhesion; bicellular tight junction assembly. Gene Ontology annotation, cellular component: bicellular tight junction; plasma membrane. The record is from RefSeq and is a predicted model, not a curated record. Gene Ontology annotation, molecular function: structural molecule activity. Lineage: Eukaryota; Metazoa; Chordata; Actinopteri; Mugiliformes; Mugilidae.
AGAGUGUUUAGUAUGCAGUAUUACACUGCUGCCCUCCUACACCUCUGUGUAUGAGAUCUAGCGAGACAAGCUGGCCAGUCAUAAUAGACGUAAGACACCAGCUACUCACAUCAUAUGGCCAUACAGCACCACCUAGAAACACACGGGGGAUCAAGACAUCUGUGGACAUCUGACUGAAAAUAAAGAGGAGGGAUUCUAAGGAGAGGACCCAUCUCAACAACCCACAAUCACUGGACAGCGUACCUAAUGACGGGACUCUCAGCAAUCUUCUGAGUGAGAAGGAGAAGAACAAAAACGGGACUGAUUUCUGCCAUUUUUUUUUUUUAGUGUGUCCUUGAAGUUCUUCAUGGCAUCAACAGGUCUUCAGGUGAUGGGCUUGGUGUUGGCGGUGUUGGGCUGGGUGUUUGGGGCUCUGGUGUGCGCAGCUCCUCUAUGGCGCGUGUCGGCCUUCGUGGGCGGAGAGCUGGUGAUCGCCCAGAUGGUGUGGGAGGGACUGUGGAUGAACUGUUUGUCUCAGACAACAGGCCAGAUCCAGUGCAAGACCUAUGACUCCACCCUGGCCCUACCCACGUCUGCGCAAGCGGCGCGGUGCCUCACGGUUCUCUCCCUGCUUCUCUGCCUGCUGGCGCUCACACUCGGGGUGACGGGGGCCAAGUGUACCCACUGCAUGGAUGGAGGCAGCCAGACUUCCAAAGCUCGGCUGUCUAGGUUAGCGGGGGUGCUCUUCGCCAUAGCUGGCCUUGCCUACUUGUUACCCAUCUGUUGGACCGCCUACGCAAUUAUUAGGGACUUCUAUGAUCCAAAUAUUGCAGCGCCCUUAAAGAGAGAGCUGGGGCCUGCGCUGUACCUGGGCUGGGGAGCCAGCGUGCUGCUCCUUGUGGGGGGGGUUCUGUUGCACAUCGGCUCCUCUGCCCCGGGAGCAAGACCGCUGCCCGUUAUUGGAAGGCCAGCGAAGGAUAGCUCACAAACAGUGGCAGCUGCAGGAGAGGUGAAGCAGCAAGAAAAAUCUUUCGUAUGAGAUGACUGUAUCGGACAUGUGAGCUGUGACCAGAGAGGUCACAAACUUGUCACGACAAGCUUUUGGAAACUGCACGGUCACAAUCUGUAGAAGAUAGUCACUCGGCGAAGUGUGUUUCAUGUCAUGGGAAAGCCAAGUUUGUGUUUUGAAUUUAUAUUGCAGAUUUCCACUAAAAUCCCAUUCAUUUAAGGGCUGUUUGUCAGAGUAGGAGUUGAAAUGAGCUGUGGGAGGAUUUCAGAUGUUUAGAUGUUUACUAAUGCAUGUGACUUACAUUCCUCAGAUUCCACUCUGCCUCUGCUUGUGUUUGUGUGUGUGUGUGUGGGUGGUUUGUGUACAGAAGGCCAGUGUACAUCGUAUAUCUGUGUACGCUGUGUGUUGUCACUGAAAACAUGCGUGGGCAGGUGGAGCGUUGGUUGUUUGUGUGCUUUUUGUACCCUUUUUUUUUGUCAUUAAUGCUUUUAUUCUUAACUAUUCAUUCAACUUUGUAUCUUGCUGUGCCUCUGUGAUGUAUUGUAUUGAGCUCUGGAGGUGUGAAAUAAUUACUCAUUUAAAUUUUCAGUUUUACUAGUAGAAGCAGCAGAGCAGGGUUGGAGUACAUAAUAGCAGGUUUUAUAAUGUUUCAUCUCGCUAAUAAUGUCAUUAUGGAGUUAUUCAUAAGUGUGACAGUUUUUCCUUUACUUUUGUUAUCAAUGGUUUUCUAUGAUGUACAGUAUAAUCGCUCUUGCACAAUAAAAACAUGUGUUGCUUUCAC